AUGGCGCCUGCUACAGCAGAGGCCGCCUCGCCAAUUGGCAUUGCCAACCUACCCAACCAGCGACACAAGAUUGUCGCGAAGAGAGGUGCAGCAUUUACCAUUAUGGUCGCCGGCGAGUCUGGGUUGGGAAAGACCACCUUCAUCAACACCCUCUUCUCAACGACCAUCAAAAACUACCAAGACCACAAGAGACGCCAUGCCAAACAGGUCGACAAGACUGUCGAAAUCGAGAUUACAAAAGCUGAGCUAGAAGAGAAGUUUUUCAAAGUCCGUUUGACCGUUAUUGACACUCCCGGCUUUGGCGAUUAUGUGAACAACCGCGACUCUUGGAUGCCCAUCAUCGAAUUCCUUGACGACCAGCACGAGUCGUACAUGUUGCAAGAGCAGCAGCCUAAACGACAAGACAAGAUUGACCUGCGUGUCCAUGCCUGCCUUUACUUCAUCCGUCCUACGGGCCACACCUUGAAGCCAUUGGAUAUCGAGGUCAUGAAACGUCUCUCCUCUCGUGUCAACCUGAUUCCAGUGGUCGCUAAAGCCGAUACACUGACUCCGGCCGAUCUCGCACUCUUCAAGGCCCGCAUCCGUAGGGUCAUCGAAGCCCAGGGUAUCAAGAUCUACCAACCUCCCAUCGAGGACGACGACGAAGCAGCAGUGCAACACGCCCGUGCCUUGAUGGCCGCCAUGCCAUUCUCUGUCAUUGGCAGCGAGAAGGAUGUCAAGACUCCGGACGGUCGUGUCGUGAAGGGCAGACAAUAUUCCUGGGGUGUUGCGGAGGUUGAGAACGAGGAACACUGCGAUUUCAAGAAGCUACGCUCCAUUCUCAUCCGGACUCACAUGCUCGAUCUCAUUCACACUACCGAGGAAAACCAUUACGAAGCCUACCGUGCCCAACAGAUGGAAACCCGCAAAUUCGGCGAAGCCAGACCCAGAAAACUGGACAACCCCAAGUUCAAGGAGGAGGAGGAAGCCCUUCGAAAGAGAUUCACGGAACAAGUCAAGGUGGAGGAACAGCGAUUCAGAGCCUGGGAACAGAAGUUGAUAGCGGAAAGAGAUCGAUUGAAUAAGGAUUUGGAGUCCACUCACGCCGCCAUCAAGCAAUUGGAGCAGGAGCUUGAGCAGAUGCAAGGCAGUGCUGUCCGAAGCCAUGGACGCCGUUAG
Capronia coronata CBS 617.96 is the source of this 1158-nucleotide messenger RNA. RefSeq lists its product as uncharacterized. The transcript has 3 exons. Gene Ontology annotation, cellular component: microtubule cytoskeleton; cell division site; cytosol. Gene Ontology annotation, biological process: cytoskeleton-dependent cytokinesis. The record is from RefSeq and is a predicted model, not a curated record. The coding region runs from base 1 to 1158 and encodes 385 amino acids. Gene Ontology annotation, molecular function: GTPase activity; GTP binding; molecular adaptor activity. NCBI's taxonomy places the organism in Eukaryota, Fungi, Ascomycota, Eurotiomycetes, Chaetothyriales, Herpotrichiellaceae.